UUUUCUUCCAAUAUGAUAGGAAAUCUUAUUAUAUCUAAAUAACCUAAUUACAUGGGGGAAAUAAGAAUCCCAGUAAAAUAAAAGUUAAAUGGCACAACAAAUAUAAUUUAGAAUCCGAACCAAAAGGAACUCUCUCACCAAACCGUUACAAACAAAGCCGAUUUGUUUUCUUCAAAGAAAUCCAUCACACGGAUCUUUUGCUAUUCCGUUCCACUCACCUUUUAAAUCAAUACUCAAUCUCUGAUUUAUUCCAUUUCGUACAACAGCAUUAUGUUUCUUGAUAAUGGAGUUGAGUUCUCUCUAAAAGUUCUGAUAAACAAAGAGAAAAACAAAGUACUAUUUGCGGAAGUCGACAGCGAUUUCGCGGAAGUUGUGCUGAGUUUUUUAACUUUGCCAUUGGGAAAGAUUGUGAGAGUUCUGAAGAAGCACUACGGAGAUAAAGACGCAACGACACCUUUCAAUAUCGGAAGCUUAACCACUUUGUACGAUGGAUUAUCGAAUCUUGACGGCAUCAACUUACGGAGUACAUUCCGUAAGUCCAUGCUUCUCAAUCCCGUAAGUUCGUUUCAAGGUGAAUGCCGAAAGCUUAAACUCGAUAUCAGUGAUCCUUUGACCGCUAGGUACUUUUCUUGCCCGGAUUGGAAUUGUACACACCGAUGGUCGUCAAAGGUGGCAAUGCGAGGAGAUACUACCGUAACUUGCCUUUGUGGGAAAACGAAGAACAAAAGCGUUUAUUUAGAUGAGUCUGAAACUUCUCUUCAUGGAUCCGGUGGAGUUUUCACGAUUAAGACGACUUCUUUUUUGAUCUCUGAUGAUCUGAGAAUGGUGCCUAAUUUGGCGGUAGGCUUCGUGCAAACUCUCGGAAAUCUUGGCAUCACCGACACUAAAGGCGCAGAGCUAAGGAAUGUGACUUUUGGGUUCAAUGAGGUUAUGGAUUUGCUCAAGGGCUCGUUAACGUCGCGUACUCCGCUUACCGACCUUAUACUCAAUAAAACAAAGGUUUAUGAUGACUUUGCCAGGCUAAAAUAUGAAGCGGGAAUUUCCUUCCAAGAGAAGGAGAAUUUAGAAGCGACCAAGAAGAUGAAUUUAAGAUUGGUGGUAAAAAAAUCGAACAAUAAGUUAUUGUUUGCUCAAGGCGAUGACGAUUUCGUAGAUUUGCUUUUUUCUUUUCUUACCAUCCCACUAGGAGGAGUUGAGUGCCUUUUGGGUAGUAACAGUUGUCUUAAGAGUAUAGACAAUUUGUAUAAAAGCGUAGUGGAUUUUAUCGAUGACAAGUAUUGGGUGAGUCCAAGUAUCAAAAAUAGGGUGAUGAAACCCAAUCUACCUAAAGGUUAUGUUUCCGAAGGUACGAUUCUUCCUCUUAGUGAACAAGUUACUCUAUAUUACCAUCGGGAUAUGAACCAGAAAAAAGAAUGGUUGUCAUAUUCAAUCGGAAAAGAUUCGGGAUUGUUCCGUGAAACGGUGUUCCGUCGAGGCCAAGAGAAUUUUGUUAGAGGAACAAAAAUGUACAUGGUGACCGAUGAUUUAACCGUGACUCCUAUGUGUAUGACCUCAACCCUUUCUAUACUGAAGAAAAUGGAAAUCCCUUUAUCUGAUGUCAAAGAAGUCGAGGUGCGCGUUGGAUUGCAAGAGGUAAUUAAUAUAAUUUUAUUUUAUAAUAUCUCGUGUUUAAUUUAUUUAUAUUUUCUCAUGCAUUCAUGUCGAGAUUCGAUUUGGGUGCAGGCUUUAAGCAUACUGAAGGCAUCUCUUACAUCGACGUCUGCUCUGACCGAUGGCCUGAAGAUCAAUAGUAUGUUUAAGAAACAGCCUAACCAUGCAAGAGCAUUUAUAAGGCGGUUUGCAAAAUUGUUUAAUUAGUAAUUUUAUCUGCAACAUGCAUGGAUUAUUUUGUUUCACGUUUCACGUCUCACGUUUCAGCAGUACUAUGCAAGUUGUAGUUUACUUCAUUGUUCAAGUAACUGAUAAUUUAGUUAAUAUUUACUGAAAUUGUGUUUUCUGAUCGGAAUUGUUUUAUGGUCAUAAUAAUAAGGAUAGAUUAAAAGAUUUAUUGAGUUUUGGUCCUUUAAUUAUUUAUAUUAUAAUUGCCUCACAGAAUUUGUAUUUUGUUAUGCAAUGUUCUAUUGUA
Molecule: messenger RNA, 2125 nt
Organism: Erythranthe guttata (spotted monkey flower)
Lineage: Eukaryota; Viridiplantae; Streptophyta; Magnoliopsida; Lamiales; Phrymaceae
Source: RefSeq, a predicted model, not a curated record